AUGGCCGACAAAACUAUGCCUAUUUUUGUUCCAUCAGAAAAACCUUUGAAAGUAGUAAAGUGGAAAGUUAAACAAGGUGUUUUUGUGUCACAAGGUCAAAUAUUAUUUUUAUACAACGAUUCAUCAGGCAACGGUACGGAUCUGAAGAAAUAUAAAGCCGCACGCGCUGGUACUAUCUCGUCGAUCAAGGUGAAGGAAGGAGACAUUGCAGAGCCUGGAGUGGCUGUAGCAGAGUUAGAAGAAUGUCGCCAUCCUACUGUGAUGAAGGAGAUGUGUGCGGAGUGCGGUGCCGACCUUCGCACAGACGAGGUAUCCAACAGAGACGUCGCCGUCGUUCCUAUGGUGCACUCUGUACCUGAACUCAAGGUGUCUGAAGAAUUGGCACAAAAAUUGGGCCGAGAAGAUGCUGAACGCCUUUUAAAGGACAGGAAGCUAGUAUUACUCGUGGAUCUAGAUCAAACAUUAGUUCAUACCACUAAUGAUAAUAUACCACCUAAUUUAAAGGGAGUCCUACACUUCUUUCUGCGCAGUCCUGGAUGUCCUGGCCGUUGGUGCCACACGCGUCUUCGACCACGCACUAAAGAGUUCCUAGAAUCUGCUUCCAAGAACUAUGAACUUCAUGUCUGCACAUUUGGGGCCCGCCAAUACGCGCACGCCGUCGCAGACUUACUUGACCCUGAGAAAAAGUAUUUUUCUCAUAGAAUUCUUUCUAGGGAUGAGUGCUUCGACGCUAGAACAAAAGCAGCUAAUUUGAAGGCAUUAUUCCCAUGUGGUGAUAAUAUGGUUUGUAUUAUUGACGAUCGUGAAGACGUAUGGCGACACGCGACCAAUCUGAUUCACGUUAGGCCAUACUCAUUCUUUCAAUCAACGGGAGAUAUCAAUGCACCACCACCACCAGUUGACGAAAAGCCGAAAGAUAAACAGCUAGCAAGUGGUAAAAACGGCGCUCAAGUUAACCAAAUGCCUACUCUAGAUGCCGAACCUGAACAAAAAGAUACUUCAAAACAAAAAGAAACUAAGGAUGAUAGUGAUAAUGGUAAAAUUGUUUCUAAAGAGGCAAAAAGUUCUGGUUCAGAAGAGAAGGAAAGUCAAGAGGCUGAUCAAGAAAGUGAUGAGAGGAUAGCGCAAGAACAGGCUGAACCAAAAUGGGUGGAAACCUCUGAUGGACAGAUAGAAGUUGAGGAUCCAGAUGAUUACUUAAUCUACUUAGAUGAUAUACUUAAAAGAAUACAUAAGCAUUUUUAUGACUAUUAUGACAAAAUGGGCAAGAAUCAAAUUCCUGACUUGAAAUCAAUAAUCCCAGAAGUGAAAAGUGAAGUAUUAGCUGGCACAAGUCUCGUUUUUAGUGGCUUAGUGCCGACACACCAACGACUGGAGACGUCAAGGGCGUAUCAAGUUGCAAGGAGUUUAGGAGCUGAAGUUACCCAAGAUUAUUCAGAUAAGACGACACAUCUAGUUGCAGUUAGAGCAGGAACAGCAAAAGUAAAUGCUAGUCGGCGUAUGGGUGAAGGCAAGAACAAAUUACAUGUAGUGACACCAGAGUGGCUAUGGAGCUGUGCUGAACGAUGGGAACGUGUUGAUGAAAGACUAUACCCUUUACAGAGAGGAGGACAGAGCAGUUCUCGUCGACCGCCAGCGCACUGCAGCAGCCCGCCCCCCGCGCCUGCUCCCGUAGCCGCGAUGCGCAAGCGCACACCGUCCGGACGGUUCAUGGACACCAUCAAUCCACUGCUGUCCUUCUCAAGCGAUGAUAUUGCUGACAUGGAUAGAGAAGUGGAAGACAUAUUCAAUGAAUCAGAUGAAAGUUCAUCAGAUGAUGAGAAACCAAGAGAUGAUGACCUGGAUGAUGAAGAGAAUCCUCCUGAAGAUAGAUUGAUAUCCGCUAGUGCGGAAAAUAGCAUGCAAGACAGCUUACAAGAAAGAUUACAACAAGAAGAGGCGACAAAUGACUCUGAAAUGGAUGAUGAACCCAGACCCCGAAAAAGACCACGAAAGUCCCCACCCUCUGAUGAUGAGCCACCAGAUGACGAUGACAGCUCCUGGAACCUCAUGGGCGCGGCGCUAGAGAAAGAACUUCUGGCGCAGGACUGA
Molecule: messenger RNA, 2091 nt
Organism: Spodoptera littoralis (African cotton leafworm)
Lineage: Eukaryota; Metazoa; Arthropoda; Insecta; Lepidoptera; Noctuidae
Source: the annotation of a GenBank genome assembly